AUGAAAACCAUAACAAUAUCACUGGAGGAACCGUUGACGCAGACCUACAUGGUGCACGCUGCUUUACUGGCAGUUAAACUGCUAGCCUUAAGCCCAUUAGCUGCAUUGACGUGGGUUAAUAAAGGCAUAUUUUUAAACGCAGACAUCGUAAGACGGGCAUAUCUCACAGAGCUGAAGAAUUUAGCACCAUUUUGGACAGUAGGAGCGUUGUACCUCACAACAUCACCACCCUUAAAUUUAGGUGUGAGUUUGUUUCGGAUAUACACUAUUUCGAGAACGGUUGUUAUAUUCGGUUACGCCACUAAGCCCAUUCCUGCCGCAAUAUCCGAUUUUGCCCUUGUCACAUCCUAUUUAAUAACUUUCUAUAUGGCUGUUUGCGUUAUUUAUUAUUACAGGAAAGCUAUAUGA
Molecule: messenger RNA, 408 nt
Organism: Melitaea cinxia (Glanville fritillary)
Lineage: Eukaryota; Metazoa; Arthropoda; Insecta; Lepidoptera; Nymphalidae
Product: microsomal glutathione S-transferase 1-like
Exons: 1
Coding region: 1-408 (135 amino acids)
Source: RefSeq, a predicted model, not a curated record